CAGACACACACAUACACACGCAGGCACACCGCUGUCUGCGUGAUUUACUGGUGGGUGCAGAGGCUUCAGACGUGGUGGUAUCGCACAGCAGCGCACAGAAGUGGGGAGCUUGCGCUCCGAGUGUUUUUCUGAUUGACGAUCUCAGUCUCAAGAAGUGCAGAUGAGCGCCGGCGACGGAGAGCCGCUGUUCUAGGGCUCUUUUCAUAAGGCUACUCUUUGCCAGGCGGACUGGGGUAGAGCAAUUCAUGCUUUAGCUUAGCUGCCGGAGCCCAUCAGUUAAUCACAAGGACGGACACUGAAAUGUAAUAGGCGAGAAGCUUUGCUACUAUUUUAUUAAGUACUAAGAGCACAAACCCUUAAAUCUAAUGUGAAGCAAACGAUGUGUGUGCUUGCGAGUACUUUUACGAAGUGGAUUUGACGAAGAGGAGGGGACGUUUGGUUUUUAUUUUGUUUUUCCAAAACCACAGAGAGGAAGACUUUAGCCUCAAAAUAACGUUUUCUGGGUUGACAUUUCAGAUAUCCUUUGCCUGUCGUUAGGGUGCGAGUUUUUUAGCAUAUAACGGGAACAUCCAAAAGCGUUAUGAUUUAAGGAAGUGUAUACAGGGAAAACUAUCGGACGUGGUAUAAUUCUGUAUCAUUAAACGAUGUAUGUAGUACAUGCCUCCCGAUCGCACGUAGUCUUAUAAAACCACCUCUGUAGUAGAAGUAGUUUUAGAUUCUCGGCGAACCUUCCCAAUCUAUUUUGAUGGAAUAAUACUGAAGAAAGAAAAGUAAAAACUGUCUCUCAUGUGUCUGUGACACACAAAAAAGGGCUUAAAGGUCUCCAAAGAAUGGUAAAUGAUCGAUGGAAAAUCAUGAACAGUGUUUCAGAACUCGACGAUGGACAGCAACAGAAAAACCAGAGGAUGAGCUGUAGCUACCUUCUGUGCACCAUCCUGCUGUUUGUGGCUGUUCUUCUGGCUGUAACUGUGACUGGCACCAUCCUCUUUAUGAACCACUACCAAGCUCCUCCUGUUUCCGAUGGCCCACCUCUCAUCAGCACCAAUCAGAACGAAGGGAACGCCCUGGUGACCGUCGAGCGGGGCGACGGCUCGCGCAUCAACAUCUUCAUAGACCCCAACUGCCCUGACUACAACAGCAACUUCCUGCGCCUGGAGGGUGUCCAAACGUCGCUGCUGCACUCGCUGACCGACCACGACUCCGACCUGAAGUCGGUGAAAGGCCAGGACCGCGCCCUGCUCGUCAACUUGGCCGAGGAGGUGGCCAGACUCUCGGCCCAUGCCAGUCAGUUGAAGAUGGAGUACGAGUCACUGCGGCGUGGUCAGGGAAACCUAGGACAGGAGCUCAACACCCUGCAGACAGAGCAGGGUCGACUCAUCCAGCUGUUGUCGGAGAGCCAGGUCAACAUGGUGAAAGUGGUGAACUCUGUGAGCGACGCCCUGAACUCCAUGCAGAAGGAGACGGGCAGCAUGAAGACACGGCUAAAAGCCGACCUGCAGCGCGCCCCGGUCCGCGGCGCCCGAACCAAAGGCUGCGCCAACGGCUCCAGGCCCCGGGACUGCAGUGACAUUUACGCCAGUGGGCAGAGAGAGGACGGCAUCUACUCGGUGUUUCCCACCCACUACCCCUCUGGCUUCCAGGUCUUCUGCGACAUGACCACCGAUGGAGGCGGCUGGACAGUGAUCCAGCGGAGGGAGGACGGCUCUGUGAACUUCUUUCGUGACUGGGAUGCGUACCGUGAAGGAUUUGGGAAAAUCACUGGGGAGCACUGGCUUGGUAUGAAACGGAUCCAUGCCUUGACCAUCCAGGCCAACUAUGAGCUACGCAUUGACCUGGAGGACUUUGAGAACAGCACAGCCUUUGCCCAGUACGGGACAUUUGGAGUCGGCUUGUUCUCAGUGGACCCAGAUGACGACGGCUACCCCCUGACUGUCGCUGACUAUUCCGGCACCGCAGGUGACUCGCUGCUGAAGCACAACGGGAUGAAGUUUACCACGAAGGACAAGGACAACGACCAUUCGGAGAAUAACUGUGCCUCCUUCUACCACGGGGCCUGGUGGUACCGGAACUGCCACACGUCCAACCUGAAUGGACAGUACCUGAAGGGCCAGCACACCUCCUACGCCGACGGCAUCGAGUGGUCCUCCUGGACCGGCUGGCAGUACUCGCUCAAGUUCGCCGAGAUGAAGAUCCGACCCACUAGAGAGGAGAACAAGUGAGGCGGAGGGGAGAUUUAAAAAAGAAAAAAAAACACAACCAUGAGGGAAAACACUGACAAGCAGGCUGUCUUUAUUAGAGACUUUGAUUGUUGAAUAAUGAGGACUUUUUGAUGAUUUAGUAGUCCUUCUGUUUCUCGUGGACCCUCGUUCACCCUUCUGACGCAUUCCUGCUCUUGCUAACUCAUCAUUGGGCAGUGUUUCGCUGAGUAGCUGAGUACUAGGUCAGCACUAUUGCCCUUACUGUAAUGAUUGUAUCUCUAAACACUGACAAAUAAUUUACUGCAUUGUUGCACUCAUCCCCAAUGUUAUUCCUUUCGAGUGGCUGUAGAGUUUAGCUAACAUAUGUGUAGUUGUGUGUUUUCAAAUUGGGCAACCGUGUUGGAUUUCUGCGCCUACCAGGGUCAGAGGUCAUAGGUUUUCUUAUUGAUUUGUUUGCACUUUUCUAUUAUUUGGAUACAUGCUUGUUGGUUGAUAUUGAUGUUGUGAUACUGCACCAGCUGGCCCACCAUAACUCUCCCAGACUGAACCACCUUUCAAAUGGGGCAGAUGAAAGUAACGGUCUGACCUUGCUUCACUGCAGUCUGCUGUGAGAACACACAUUUAACACAUUUCGCUGUGAUGGGAGAUCUUUCUCUGUAGGGUUUUACCACAAUCACACCUAAAAAGACACACCUGUUUAAUGGUAGGGACUGGAUAUUUAACACACCCGAUCCAGUUUUCUGAUAAGAACUAUUCUGGCACAAGCAACAUGGAUAAAAGCAAGGGAUAUCAAAGCAUCACAUUUAUCUGACAAAAUCCUUUAAUGAGCAUACUGGGUACUUGGUUAGUUUACUAGAGGCCGAAUGACACAGCAUCACCAGAGGUAGUAAUGUGGUGUUUCCACAUCUCUGAGGAUAGUCACCCUGUGCACUUGGGAUUUCAUUGCUUUUCUUUUCCUGUGUGUGACAAGAUAAUACCUGUCCAAAAAGAUACCUGUGUCAUGAAAAAGUAGAACUUGUUUAGAUGAUUUACAUGGAUGUUGCCCACACAUAUAAAAACAGCUGCUAAUCCCGGAUAUUCACUCAUUUUCCUUUUUUCCAUUGAUCCUGGAUGUAUCUCCUUUGGGGAGGAUGUGUUUGUGUUCUUCAGGAUGGCACACUGUUGACCAGGGAUGUGGUCCUUCAGACCAGCAAGGCCAAGUGCACAUCAUGAAGAUCUGGAAAGCAAAGAAUAAUACUCUCGUGACAUUUAAGAUAACUAUGACUAAUACUGCAGACUAACCAUGCUCUCAUUUGUGGCUCCGCCCUGCUGUUUAGCUCAUCCAUCCCCUUCACCUCCAGCAGUCUAUCUCUCCUGCCUUGGAGUCUUAGCUUUAUUAUUCAGAAUAUUACUCUGUGGUUGGUGGCUCAUGUCAAAGCAGAGACAGAUGUGCCUGCUCUUCUGCUACCCUGAUGGUUUGCUUUUCUCUUGACUGGGUCUCUUUCGUUUUCAUUGGAAGUAACAUAGGAUUUGUCCUGUUCCUAUUACUAAUUAUUUGGAGUUACAUGGAGCCCUUGGAGCACAGCAUUUGGGAUAUUAGGAGUAGCAAGUCAGCUAUUCAUUGUGCUUGGACCCCAGUUGCAAACUCUUGUUUCUUGUGGCAACAGGAGAGCAGAGCUUUCAAGCAUCUCACAACAGUGAGGACCCCAUACUCUGCAGUGAACACUGGUUUCGGGAAGGGGGUCACACUGCCUUGAGAUAUGGUGACAGCAGGGUGGAAAAGGCUACAUUUUCAAUUUGUUUUCAGUUUGCUGCUUCUAUGUUGUUUUCAGUCCCUCUAAAAUACACCAUCAACAUUGUAAUUCUGUUGUGGUUCUACUGUACUAGCAUGGAGAUUUUUGUUUUGAGCCUAUGAGACAUAUGAGGCGUAGCCUUAAAAAACGUUUGGAUUUGGCACUGAGUAUGUCUUCUUUACAAAAGUACUUAAAUCCGACACUGAUUCAUAGGGGCAACUUUCUAAUAUUCUAAUAUUUGUUGCUCUUUCUUCAUUUAAUUAUAAUCCCCUUACGCUUAUUUUACAGUUUCCUUGAAACACCGUCUGUAGUAAUACAGUUUGCUUGCAAAGAA
This is a messenger RNA of Paramormyrops kingsleyae, 4304 nucleotides long. It is a transcript of the gene fibcd1a, whose product is annotated as fibrinogen C domain containing 1a. The record is from RefSeq and is a predicted model, not a curated record. NCBI's taxonomy places the organism in Eukaryota, Metazoa, Chordata, Actinopteri, Osteoglossiformes, Mormyridae.